AUGAGCCGAUUUGCCAAGGCAUCGCUGCCACUACUAGAGAUAACAGAACUUUUACAAAAGGGUUUACCAAAGGAGCCAUUCAAUGCAACUUUGCGAGAUUUCAUAGAGUGGAACAAUCUAACCAAUUUGCGGAGCCAUAAUUUUUUCACUAAGAAAUCUGCAGCCCAAAUAAAUGAAGUUAAUAGGUUACAACCGGUAUUAUCUCAUUGCUUCGCACGUUGGUUGCACGUUGAAUACAAGCUCAACUAUUAUCCUUAUUACGAUCUUAAUGUUGUGUGCUUAUACACUGAUCUAAAUGCUGGCAUUGAAAAUGCAAAGCAUGUAGUAAAUUAUUUCAAGAAAUUUGUGACCGAUGAUGUAUAUGACAGAUUAAACUACUACUUGGUACCACUUUAUGAUACCAAAAUUGACGCAAUGACUAAAAGCACAAAUGAUCCAAAGAUACGAAUAAUGAAAGAAGGUAUUCUAUCUAACCAUAUGAACUAUCAGAUUGAGGAUCCUGUUUUUGUUACCAUGAUAAACGAUGUCGUGAAAUUUCUUCCCUGUGAUUUGGUUCAAUACGAUCCCCAGCUUGAGAAAUGGUUACAAGCAUAUAUCGAAUAUGAUCCAGAAAAAGGGUUCAUGAAACAAGAUUUCCAAGAGAUGGAUUAUUGGUGUCAUAUGACAGCUAAUCUUUUGAAAUUAGACAAAGAUUAUAAAGGGCAUGAACUAUACAUAACGACUCGGCUAGUGCAUUUGUUUGCUCAAUUACACCGUACGAUACCGGAGCACAAACUAUUUAUUAUUGACAAUCCACAGAGAUGGUCGCCAAACAUAGCUACCAUAAUCAAGCUAAUGAUGGGAUGGGAAAAUUAUCCAAUAACACAAGCAAAUAUUUCAAGUCACUUAUAUCAACCUUGGACUAAGGAGAAUCUCCUUCAUAGAGACAAUUCAACUUUUAUCACCGAUUUCCAACAAGUUAAGAAAUUGUACACAGAGAUUACCGAAGGUACGAAAACUUUGGAAUCGGAAGACUUACAUGAUUUCGCUAAUGAGUGGAUGGAUUAUGGUGAGAGUCAAGAAUUAUUGGAUGGUGAUCCAAGUAAUUCAAUCAAUAUAGCAAGACAAUAUUUACAUGAUUCGACAUUGGCUGUAAUCCGAGGAUAA
Kluyveromyces lactis is the source of this 1146-nucleotide messenger RNA. Its product is annotated as type II protein arginine methyltransferase. Bases 1 to 1146 code for a protein of 381 amino acids. The record is from RefSeq and is a predicted model, not a curated record. The transcript has a single exon. Lineage: Eukaryota; Fungi; Ascomycota; Saccharomycetes; Saccharomycetales; Saccharomycetaceae.